AUGGCCUCAGCAAAUCGCCCAGAAAUCUUUCUGCUUUCCCUCUCAUACCUUGAUUUUCUCGAUGAGACCUACUCCUCGUUAAUCGACAAAUUGGCCAACUCGGCCAACCUGAAGCGUGCCAAAAAGGCCGAUGGCAAUGCAGAAGUUCUCCAAAAAGUGAUCUCGUACGUCCAGAAUGGUGGGAUCCCUAUCAUCGGCCUCCACUUCCCCAAUUUCGUGACAAUGGGUGCCCUGAACGAUUUGUUCGCUUCUUUUGGGCUGCCUUGGGAGCGCGGCGAUUACCAUCGCACCGACUUUGAGUUCAAUCCCUCCAUGAAGACUCUUCAUAUCAAGAACGCCCGCCCUCUUGAAAAAAUCUUCAUCCCCAUCGGCGGCGGUGCCCAGACCCAGUCGCAUGUCUUCGCCCCGGAGUAUGUGGACCGCACACAGGCUGCAGUUACUGGAGCCAAAAUCGGAAACGGAUAUCUUGUCUACUGUGGCGAUGUCAAUGGGGAGGUUGGUUCGAAUCAGAUUAUCUCGGUCUUGUGUGGCCUUUAG
This is a messenger RNA of Penicillium daleae, 537 nucleotides long. RefSeq lists its product as uncharacterized. NCBI's taxonomy places the organism in Eukaryota, Fungi, Ascomycota, Eurotiomycetes, Eurotiales, Aspergillaceae. The record is from RefSeq and is a predicted model, not a curated record. The coding region runs from base 1 to 537 and encodes 178 amino acids. The transcript is spliced from 3 exons.